Plasmodium cynomolgi strain B is the source of this 611-nucleotide messenger RNA. RefSeq lists its product as hypothetical. NCBI's taxonomy places the organism in Eukaryota, Apicomplexa, Aconoidasida, Haemosporida, Plasmodiidae. The transcript has a single exon. The annotation marks the transcript as partial. The record is from RefSeq and is a predicted model, not a curated record.
CUAAAAAAAAAAUAUUUAAUAUAAAUUCGAGAAAUAUUCACAGAAUACCAGAAUCUUCCAAAGUGCUUGAUGUAGGAACUAAAAUCAACAAUUUGUUAAUACUAAAGGAUAUCCUUGAUAAUUCUGCAUCGAUACAGAAGGUGUUUGAUUCUAAAGCUAAGUCAUCACAAGAAUUUUUAAAAAAAUUUAGAACAAAUCAACAAAGUGAUAAAAAUACCCAGUUGUCACGCUUAAUAGAAGAAAGAUUAGUGUACAUUCGUGAAGUAUCUAAACAUAAACCCGGUUUCCAUUACUUUGAUUGUAGAUUAGACGAAUGUAUGGAAAUGAAAAAUUUGCAUGAUUAUUUUAAGAAUUUCAACGGCAUGAAAGGCAAAAUAGCAGAAGCCAAUAAGAAUUGGGAAUUGCAUUGCGAACACGUCGAUUAUAUAUAUAGCUUGUACGAAAUGUAUAUAGAAGGUUGUUGCACUUGUUAUUUUGCUUCAGAUAAGUGUGGUGAAAAUCGUUCACAUUAUUUUAAAUGCGAGGAAAAGUAUGACCAAUACAACUUUUGUUCAGCAUUAAAAUGCAACGAAAUUCUACCUGGGAAAAAAAAUCACAAAAAAAGUAGGUAA